Messenger RNA from Penicillium soppii, 303 nucleotides. RefSeq lists its product as uncharacterized. The annotation marks the transcript as partial. The transcript is spliced from 2 exons. NCBI's taxonomy places the organism in Eukaryota, Fungi, Ascomycota, Eurotiomycetes, Eurotiales, Aspergillaceae. The record is from RefSeq and is a predicted model, not a curated record.
AUGACAUCCACCUUGAGUCGUGUCAAGCAAGAGCAACUCCGCAAACGGUGCAACAAUCUUCUUCGGCGCCACAAUGACUUCUGGCGCUUAUACGCGAUUCGAAGUUGGUUGGUAAUGGAAAUGCCCAAUAAGCGAAUCUAUACAUACAGCUCCCAUCCCGAGAUGCCUGUUCCGACUAGGGAGCAAAUGAAAGAGCGUCCUCAGCCCGCAGUCCACAAAACCCCCGCAGACUAUAUAUUAGAUUCUUCGGCUGAGUUGGUCUUCCCCAAACCUCCUGUAUUCAACACUCCAGAACGUCAAAAA